Hemiscyllium ocellatum (epaulette shark) is the source of this 9557-nucleotide messenger RNA. RefSeq names its product adenylate cyclase 9 (gene adcy9a). NCBI's taxonomy places the organism in Eukaryota, Metazoa, Chordata, Chondrichthyes, Orectolobiformes, Hemiscylliidae. The record is from RefSeq and is a predicted model, not a curated record. The transcript has 10 exons. The coding region runs from base 123 to 4145 and encodes 1340 amino acids. Gene Ontology annotation, biological process: adenylate cyclase-activating G protein-coupled receptor signaling pathway; cyclic nucleotide biosynthetic process; intracellular signal transduction. Gene Ontology annotation, molecular function: adenylate cyclase activity.
GAAAUGGUGGAUGGAGCAAAUGAGCGGCCGUACAGUUCAGAACACGACACGGCGACAACAUUAGCGACAGGGCGCCGAUUUCGGCUCCCACCACAGUCUCCCGCAGGUCGCGGACACUCUACAUGGCGACCCAGCAACUGCGCGGUACCGAGGUUUACUGCGACGCCAGCGGAGACUGCAACCAUGUUGCUGUCAAGAUCAAAAGCCAUAAUAUUCAGCAUCAGCAGGAGGAGGAGGAGACGACGGCUCCUCAGCUCCAACACCAAGGCCCUGGGCCCACCAAGUACAGCAUCUCAUCCAGCUGUAGUUCUGGGGAGUCAGUCAAGCGGGCGGCCCGUAGUCCCCGGCGUCGCCGGCGCAAGUUUCCUCAGCUCUUCGAGCGGGCAUCGGGCAAGUGGUGGGAUCCCGCCUUCGACUCUCGGAACCUGGAGGACGCGUGUUUGGAGCGCUGCUUCCCGCAGACCCAGCGCCGCUUUAGGUACGCGUUGCUCUACCUCAUGGUGGCUGCACUGCUCUGGGCCAUUUACUUCGGCUGCAGCGUGAAGGACAAGGGCCAGGCUCUGGGGGCCGCUUUUCUGGCGCCCACCCUGCUCUUUCUGCUGUGUUGUGCCGGCCUGUUGGCGGUCACCUUCAGUGGACUCUACUCCCAUCACUAUGUCCGAAUCUCUCUGCUCUUCACGUUACUGGUCUUCGCCUUAUCGCUGGCUACUCGUUUCCAGGCCGGCACUGGCAGCGGUCUGGGCUGUAGCGGGAAUGACAGCCAAGACUCAUUUUCCUGCUGGAACUACCUAUCGCCAGUUGGGAGUUUUUCCAUCUGCGUGGAGGUGCUGCUGCUGCUCUACACGGUCAUGCCGCUGCCUCUCUAUCUCUGUUUUAUCUUCGGCGUUUCUUACUCACUGUUGUUCGAAGUGUUGGGCUAUCAUCUAGGCAGCGUGGAGUGGCCCCAACCGCCAGGUUCUGGCCAGCAUCUGCUUUUGGAAGCUACGGCCAAGCUUUUCUUACAUGCCUGUGUGCAUGCAGUGGGCAUCCACCUCUUCAUCAUGUCACAAGUACGCUCUCGUACCACGUUCCUGAAAGUGGGCCAGUCUAUCAUGCACGGCAAGGACCUGGAAGUGGAGAAAGCCCUGAAGGAACGCAUGAUCCACUCGGUCAUGCCCAGGAUGGUGGCGGACGAGUUAAUGAAGCAAGGAGACGACGAGAGCGAGAACUCCUUCAAGCGUUACUCCACCUCCAGCCCGAAAAGUAAGAAGAAGAAAACCUCUAUACAGAGAGCGCACAUCAUCUUCAGGCCCUUCACCAUGCAACGCAUGGAACCCGUCAGCAUCCUCUUCGCAGAUAUCGUGGGCUUCACUAAAAUGAGCGCCAAUAAAUCCGCCCACCUGCUGGUCGGUCUCCUCAACGACCUUUUCGGGCGGUUCGAUCGUCUCUGCGAAGGCACAGGAUGCGAGAAGAUAAGCACGUUGGGCGAUUGCUACUACUGUGUGGCUGGUUGCCCCGAACCCCGCUCUGACCAUGCGUAUUGUUGUAUCGAGAUGGGAUUGGGCAUGAUUCAGGCCAUUGAACAGUUUUGUCAAGAGAAAAAAGAAAUGGUUAACAUGAGGGUCGGGGUGCACACGGGUACUGUCCUGUGUGGUAUUUUGGGAAUGAAACGCUUUAAGUUUGACGUUUGGUCCAACGAUGUGAACUUGGCCAAUUUGAUGGAACAGCUUGGGGUGGCCGGAAAGGUCCACCUUUCGGAAGUUACGGCCAAGUAUUUGGAUGAACGUUAUCUGAAAGAGGAUGGGAAAGUGAUGGAAAGGGUUGGCACGCAGAGUGUGGUGGCUGAUCAACUGAAAGGAUUGCAGACAUUCCUUAUUUCUGGCAGAAAGCUGGCUCAUUCAAUGUGUACCUGCUCUCACAAGAUAUUACCUCACCUUGAUAGGGGAGACUCGAGUCCUCUUACAGUCCCCAUGCAGAACCGAGGAAUUACAAAUGACACUUCCACUGAAGUGGGAGAAGCUAGCAGCAACAUGGCUAAAGCUAAGCCCGUGUGUCCAUCCUGUAGUAUAAUGCUCAUUCCUGGAUCCAGUGCCAGUACAGAGGAAACUGCUGCACAGAAUGGUUGUCAAGAUGAGCGUAAAAAUGCCAAGGCACCAUCAGCAGGACGAAGUCUGAAGACCCAAAAUGGCCUACUAAGUCCCCCAGAGGAAGAAAAGUUAAACAACAGCCAGACAUCACUGUUUGAAAUGCUGCAGAGUGAGAGGCAGCUGGAUGGACUGCUUCCACUACGCUCCAAGCAGAUCCGGGAGAAAACAGAUGCUCAGUUUGUCAGUGUCAUUAAGGAGGACAGACUAAUGGAUGAAUACUUCUUCAAACCUCCUAUUAACAAAUUCAGCUUGAAUUUCUUGGACUCUGGCUUGGAGAAAGCCUAUAGGGGCAGCUAUCAAGAUGAGGUUGUGAACAAUGCAUCAGAGAAGACGUUUGCCAGUGCCACAUUCAGUUCACUCCUUGAUGUAUUUCUCUCCACCAUAGUCUUCCUCUUUCUCUCCAUCACAUGUUUCAUGAAGCAGGGAUUGUGUGCAUCUCCUUCGCAUGCCUCUGUUGUGGUUUUUGUCCUUGCGAUUCUGCUUCAAGUUCUUUCCUUGGUUAUCUCCAUCAGAAUGGCAUUUUACCUGGAUGACGUGAUGCCAUGCACCAAAAGACUGAUGAAGGCGAUCUCUGGUUGGCUGCCUCGUCAUUUCUUCGGAGCCAUUCUCAUCUCUCUUCCUGCAGUUGCUGUGUUCUCUCAGUUUACAUGUGAAUUUAAAACCAAUAUAAAUGUUACCAUGUUCUUCUGUUGUGCAAUGAUCAUUACUUUCAUUCACUACUGUAACUUCUGUCAGUUGAGCUCCUGGAUGAGAUUCUCUUUGGCCACGAUAGUAGGCAUAACACUUCUCAUCCUGCUGUAUGUGACACUAUGUCCUUCCAUCUUUCCAGAAAUCGCAUCUGAACCUAUAGAAUCAUUCAGCAGAGAAGUUGGGUGCAAUAUUUCGAUGCCAACUUGGAGUUCAAAGAAUCUGGAGUUGAUCAGACACGAGGUGAUUCUGGAUAUUGUCUUGUUGCUUCUGCUUGUCUGGUUCCUGAACCGAGAGUUUGAGGUUAGUUACCGUCUCAAUUACCAUGGAAAUGUGGAGGCAGAUCUUCAUCGGCACAAGAUACAGAGCAUGAAGGAUCAAGCAGACUGGCUCCUUCAUAACAUCAUCCCAGCCCAUGUGGCUGAUCAGCUCAAGGUAACUCCUCAUUACUCCAAAAACCACGAAGAUGUUGGAGUUAUUUUUGCCAGCAUAGUUAAUUUCAGUGAAUUUUAUGAGGAGAACUAUGAAGGGGGAAAGGAGUGCUAUCGGGUCCUGAAUGAACUUAUUGGUGAUUUUGAUGAAUUAUUGAGCAAACCCCAAUAUAACAGCAAUAUUGAAAAGAUUAAAACUAUUGGAGCUACUUACAUGGCAGCUUCUGGGCUGAAUCCAUCACAACGGCGUGAUAGCAACCAUCCGCAUAGUCACCUACAGACACUUUUUGAGUUUGCCAAAGAAAUGAUGAAGGUCGUAGAUGAGUUCAACAAGGACAUGCUAUGGUUCAACUUUAAAUUAAGGAUUGGUUUCAACCAUGGACCCCUCACUGCAGGAGUUAUUGGCACUACAAAGCUACUGUAUGACAUAUGGGGUGACACUGUCAACAUUGCUAGUAGGAUGGACACUACAGGAGUGGAGUGUAGGAUCCAGGUGAGUGAAGAGAGCUAUCGAAUAUUGAGUGAGAUGGGCUAUGACUUUGAUUACCGAGGGACGGUCAAUGUUAAGGGUAAAGGUCAGAUGAAAACAUACCUUUACCCAAAAAGCACAAACACUGGGAUCAUCCCAUCACACCAGCACUCAGUGUCUCCAGACAUCCGAGUGCAAGUGGACGGAAGUAUUGGGCGGUCACCUACAGAUGAACUUGCCAAUCUUGUGCCUUCUCUGCCAGUCUCAGACAGAUCCGGUCACUGCUCUGCUAAUACUGAGGCUAAUGACUCAUCCUCUGCAUGUCAGAACGUCACGAAAGAGCAGAUUAAGGAAGCUGAUGACAAAGUGGGUGAUGAGGAUCCAGAGGAAAUGGAUGAACUGACAAAGUUACAAAUAUCUAGUCAACUAUGAUGCAUCUUUUCAUACCACAAACCGGCUUCACCCGGGAGGAAUUAGUUCACGUUGGUAGUCUGCGUGACAUGAUAAUUAUCUUUCCGGUUUUUAAUAUUUCAUUUUACGUCCUGAUUGCUGUGUGGAUCACAGUAACACAGGAUUCAGCUCCAUUGCAAAUGUCUGUGCUGUUUUUUGAUAUUAAGUGCCUUUGGAAAAACUGAAGUAUGUACUUCAGGUAGAAUGGAUGGAGGUAACUGAAAGCAUGGCUUAAUUUUAGAACCCUGGAUAAAGCUAUGGUUACAUCCUUCCUCCAUCUUUUCUGUUGUCCAUACACCUCACUCCUGUCUCAUUUUCUUCCUCCGUGCAAUUUUAUUUCUUGUACUUUUUGUACCUGUGGUUAAGGUAAUCUUUUAAUCUGGGCACCUGAAAACAACCACUGAGGGUGGAUGUUGGUGAAAGCAUUCAGUACACAAGGAGUGGGAGGGAUCUGGUCAAGUAAAUUAUUAACAAUCCCUGAGUAAGUCCUGAUUUAUUCCAAAUUAUGAAAUGAAUCUGCCAGUUCAACCUUGAGGAUACAGCCCUGUCUUUCAUUUUCUUUGACUAUACCUACAAACCACAUGUUGAAAGCAGACUGUGGAUGGGUUUCAUAUGCAUUCUUCCAUGCUGGUGUCUAGAGAGCUCUGAUUCUUUUAAAUUGUUUUCAGUCAAUAUAAGUCUUGAGUUCAGUGUUUGUUCAAAUCUGUAUAAGAAAAGUUUUGAAUGUUGAACAGCCUUAUUCAGUAUAGAGAGUUGAAUUAAUGUAAAUAUUUGCAUUGGUUCCAGGUUAGAAUAACAGACAUUUUGAUUAUCCCCAAAAGCUAAGUGUUCUCAUUAAAAGCCCUGACACAUUUUGAUUCGAAUUCUACUAUCAGUUCUUAAAGUUCAAUAAAGUUAGAAAUAGAGGUGUGGAAUAAGGCAGGACCACUACCCAGACCAGUGGGAGACUCUUACUGCUGAGCAGAUUCCAGUCCUGGUCCACCUGACCACAAGCUACCCACGGAGUAAUGUUUUGUCUUGCAGCAGUCAGGUUUUGCUGCAGUAACAAGUCACUUUCCAGCCUUCAAGAAGGGGUAAGCAGAAUAGUCUGAUCACUACACAAAAGGAACAUUUCUGCCAAACCACAUGUGCAGCAUUUCCAGAAGCGAUGGAGUUGUCUGUUCCUUCCUCUUAACUCUAGAAAGGCUAUGGUGGGCUAAUGUGCAAAUGACAAAAAUUGUCGCUAACAAAGCCUUUAUUUAAAUGCUUUUGGAAGGCUGGACUUAAAUUUAUGAAAGCAACAAAUGACAUUCAUUUCAUUGUAAUGAUUUUUGAUAUAAAAGGGUUCAGUAAACAUUCCAUCAUUACAAAAAUUCUGCAUGUGGUGAUGGACGGUAUGCAAAUAAUGGCACCUCCUUUAUCUUACCAAAUUGAAUAAUGUACAUUAUUGAUGCAGUUUUCACACUAGUUCAGAGAGUGUAUGGAUUGAAUUGUGUGCAUCCCUUAAAAAUAGUAUACAUUGUUCAGAUCUGUGUUGCUACUGGUGUUAAUAAGAGAUUUUCCCCAACUCUUUGUCUCUCUUACUUUCAACAUAAACUCUAUGGUGUAUUUUACUUUAGUUCUGCUUUUGUUUGAAGUUUUUGGUUUAUACAUAUUGAAACCUGUAACAAGCAACUGUUGACACUUUGAGACUGUGUCAGGAAAUGUAAGCCAUUCUGAUACUGUGAUUUGUUCUUCAGACUCCUUAUUGUGAGGUGUCAGCGAAUUGUCACACUUUAAAAAUCAGUUCUUCAUUUAACUUGAUUCUUGACAUUUCAUCAAGUGGAGUACUGGUUUACAUUUUCCCACUAAGUACACAGACACUCUGGGUGAACUAUUGGAAAACUGUCCUGCUGGAAUUUACCCUUAAUAUGACUGUGUCUUUCCCCAACAUUGGGUGAGAAUUGAUAGAUAUUUUUAAAAAUGCAAUUUGAGGAUGCAGUGUCAAACAAUGUAUGGAAUAAUGUUAAGAUGUUUGUAAUAAUGAUAAACCAGUGUUGGAUUUAUGUUUUAUUGAACAGUAUUAAACUGAACAACCCCAAAAUGAUAUUUAUGGGGAUCUGUGGCAUGGUAUUUUCAGGUUCUGUUGGUUUAAGUAGAUGGAUCUAGUUUGAGAUUCUUUGACCAUGUUUUGUGCACCCUCUCUCGUGAGAUCCGAAAUCCAGACGCAUUGGGGCUUGAAAUGACCAUGUUUUGUGCACCCUCUCUCGUGAGAUCCAAAAUCCAGACGCAUUGGGGCUUGUUCUAGAUUCCUACUUUAUAGCAAGGUCUUGAUUGUGGCAGCCUGGGUGCUCAACUCACAUAGGGAACUUGUUCAGCAUGGAUCAGUGUGCAACUGCAUAUUCGGGCAGCACGAUAGUGCAAUUGAUAAUCGUCCUGGCAAGGUUUCAAGCAUUUGAUCUGAUCAAUGCCUCUCCAUCAGUAAGUAAACAAGAGACACUUAACCAAAUUGGUCAUCAGGUCAAAAAUCUAAGGAUGAGUGAGGUAUUUAGUCACCCUUUUAAUCGAUUGCAUCUUUUUGAUGAAAUGAUCAGAUGAAAUACAUUUUUAUAAAAAAUGACAAAAUGCCUAAAUUCAUUCAUUUUAAGCUGCCUUUGGUUUCACUCCGCUUCAGUAUUUUAGUCCAAACCAUCUCCAAAUUUUCCACAUCUGGCCUUCAAUCAAACAACUUGUGUACACACACACUUUGAUUUGAUAGUGUGUUUUUUCUGAUGGGUCCUUGAAUAUUUUAUUACACAAAAGUAAAACUAUAAAAACUACAAAGGGAUUAGGCCACUUGUAUCCUCAAAUAAUCAUAUUUGUGUAGUAUGAUUUGAUUCCAUAUUUAAUAUUUAAAUGUUGGUAUUUAUAUUAAAGGUUGAACUGAAACACUAGCAAGUUCUACAUCAGUAACCAGAUUUCUCGUUCAGAGAUUCAGAGAUCAUCUUAUAGUCCAGAAUGAGAAGUUGCUGUUCUCUCAAUUUAUCACCUGGGUAUCUAAGCAAGAGCUCUGCAGUUAAUUCUAAGCCCUAAAUACUCUGUCUUUCUGCAAACAAUUAUCCUCUCAAGUUCACCCAAAUUUAAACUUCUGCCCUAAUUGCACUGUUAAAAGUGAAAUGAAGAUACCUUGUAUUAAUGAAUGAAAUAUAUCUCAUCUUUGUAUAAUUCAUACUCAGAUCUUUUGUCUGAGGCCUCGAAAUAAUGUUGUGAGAUUACCAGCCAGUCCUGGCCUGCUGGGGUUUACUAGAAUAUGUCACCUGGACUGCUUCAACUCCUCAUGGGAAAAUAUUUCGUCUUUUACAGCAGAGUCCAAAAGGUCUGAGUAAGUGGAAAACAUGACCUGAUCUCUCAGACAAGUUAUAGCUUUUAAUGAAAAAAAUUGUCUUGCUCCCCACAGUUUAUCUCCUUAAGGUUUGCACAUGGUUUACAGUGAAAAUCAGCACAUUUUCCAGAUAUAUAGCAAGUUUUUGUUUCAUGUGUGUAUUUCUUUCCAAUUCAUCUAAGUCACUGUAGUUCUGGCCAGGAAGCCUGCUCCAUACUACUUCCAGUAAUAGUGACACCAACACCCGACAUCCAAUUAACACAUCAGAAGUGAUGGAGCCUGUAUUCCAGCAAUCUGUUGCAGGUUCUAGCAGACCGGACAGCUGUUCAGUAUUUUUCAACUCUAUUUAAAUUUAAUAGUUGUAUAAAUUAUUUGAUCAGUAGUUUGUCCAUAAGAAGCUCUGCACAAUUGAAGUCAGGCUUCGCAACAAUAGCAGUGAACACUCAACAGCCUCCCCACCGCCCACCCCCACUACUUUUCAGGAUAGUCUUUUGUGGCAUAAGCUAUUCUAGCUGUGUUAGCUUUCAAUUUCUCCCUCAUCUCCCUGCCCUAAGUAAUUUGCCAAAACUGACCAUUAAAGGACAAAUCAGUACUUUUUAAGACAAAAGGGUGUUGGUUUUAAUUAUUGUAUAACAACUGUUGUUGUAAAGUCUACUGCAUUUAAAUAAACAUCCCCCCUCUUUGUAUUAUAUAUUGUUUACACUUGGGCAUAAUCAUGACAGCUCUAUUGAGGUGUGGCAGUGCUGUUGAAUGCAAAUUGCUCCAAGCUGAACAAUUUCAUCAUUUUAGUGCUUUGACCAUCCUAAUUUGAUAUUGCUGGAGUGCAGAGAAAGUACACUCAAAGUCUCUUUUUGAAUGGGAUUCAGCUGAAUGUUAUAUAUUCAAUGACCUCUUUCUCCUACCUCACAUGUAUGGACAGACUUUGUACACAGAUCCCUCCAUUAACACAGACAAUCAGGGUUCAGACCUGUUCUUGCACAAUGUGUGCAGUUUCUAUCAGUGCAGACUUUACAAAUUGAGAGUGCAUCACUGUGCAAUUUUAUUAACUUUCUCAAAAGUGUUGUCUGUUUUUGAGAGACGCUGUUCCAAAUUUUGUUCUGGUUUCUCUCCUUCCCUAUUUCCCUCCCCAUCACAGCAUAUAACUGAUAUUUAUCAGAAUUAGCCAUCUUGAAUUCUUAUAUAUCCUAAUUAUCACGUGCUGAGACACUCCAGUGAUGAGCAAACAGGGUUGGCUAGUUAGUUGGUAUGGAGGGUAGCUGGGGGAUUUUAGAUAAUGCAGACCAGCCCACAUUGAUUAGAUAAUCUUUUCAGUUGUACCUUGGCAUUUGAUCUUCCCAAUAAUUUUGUUGCAAAACAUUAAUUGAAGGAGUCCUUGCACUUCCACUUUCAGCCCAAAUAAACAAAUAUGGAAUCACACUUGUCCAUUGAGACUCUCCCUGAAGAAUGUCAUCACACACUAGCUUAAGCCAUGCAGUGACAUUUGCAAAAUUACAUAGCUACAGCCAAUGCAAAGAUGGAUCUUGGAAUACCAAACUGGCCUAAGCACAGCUGCUGAGACCUGCCAGCUGCUGCUAGAACAUAGCCCUAGCUUGUGGUAGUCAUGAAGGAGCAGUUCUCUGAGCAACACUAAAGACAGUGACUGUGUGUGGCCUGUUGGAGUAUGGGAUUUAUGCGUUGUGGAAAGGGGAGUGCUGCUUUGCAGUUGGUUUAACUUGUAAAUAGUUUGCCUAUGCUUUGUUGAUAAAAUGUAUGUGAAAUAUUAAGCUAUAUGUAUAUAGAUAAGCAAUAUAUGACUUAUUACUACCAAUCUGUAAUCAAUUGUAUAUUAAAAACCAUUUUACUGUGAAUGACGGGACAUAAUUUCACUGUAAAUGUUCAGAGUACCAUCUGUCAAUUGGUACAAUAUUCAUAAUAAAGCUAAACAUGAGUUGUGCUGUGAGGCACAAGUAUUUCACUGUGGGAAUCUGGACAAUGAGGACUGAAUCAUACUUGGCUGGUAAGUUCAACUGUCCGUGUGCAUGUCAUUUUACAAAAGAGAGCAUCCAUCCCCCAAUAUUUUCAACAGCAAAAGACUC